Molecule: messenger RNA, 567 nt
Organism: Rhagoletis zephyria (snowberry fruit fly)
Lineage: Eukaryota; Metazoa; Arthropoda; Insecta; Diptera; Tephritidae
Product: kelch-like protein 1
Source: RefSeq, a predicted model, not a curated record
AAUGCUGAAGGGAGCAAUAUAUUUGAAGUUGGAUGAAGCGGUUGUCGGUUGUGUUGACUAUAUUUUGCAGCAUAUAUCUGAGUAUACACUGCAGCGGGCAUAUUGCAUAGAGCGUGAAACUCGGUGUGUACCACUGUAUGAGAAACUCUUGGAAUAUGAAAUAAAUAAUUUUAUGGAGAUAAGCCAACGCCCGGAGUUUCUCAGUUUUGAUGCUGAAAAAUUGCAGGCAAUAAUAGAAAGCAGUAAUUUGAAUGUGACUUGUGAGGAAGAUGCCUUUCAUGCUGUGAAGCAGUGGUAUGAAUACGAUGCUUCUGGGCGGCAACAAAAACUUCCAGAUUUAAUCAGUAGCUUACGCUUGACCCUUUUUGACACAAAGUUCUUAUUGAGAAAUGUUAAAACACUUCCUGGAUGUGAGCCAUUGGCAUUCAAGGCAAUAUCCUGGAUUUCGCUUCCUUCAGACCGUGCAAUGAUAUCGAUAAAGUACACAGAACCUCGCAGAAGUAUAUGCAAAAUGUCGGCAGAGACAACUUUGCUUGCGGUGGAAGCUUAUGUAAGUGCUACAAAAUG